Messenger RNA from Botrytis fragariae, 465 nucleotides. RefSeq lists its product as uncharacterized. The coding region runs from base 1 to 465 and encodes 154 amino acids. The transcript has a single exon. NCBI's taxonomy places the organism in Eukaryota, Fungi, Ascomycota, Leotiomycetes, Helotiales, Sclerotiniaceae. The record is from RefSeq and is a predicted model, not a curated record.
AUGACAACCCGAUACCAAGUCACCGAACCUCACCCUCACGUCGCCACAUCCUCGUUCAUCCAUUCCGGCCGCGGCGGAGCAGGAAACACAUUCAAAGCCCCCAAGACCACCAACGGCAGCAACGCCCGAGGCCCCGCCUCCCUCUUCACCCUCGGUCUUCCCCAAACCUCAUCUAAAUUCAGCAGCGGCCGUGGCGGCGCCGGCAACAUUCUCCCCACCUCCAAAAAAGCACCUUUCUCCUUCGACGAAGAACUCGAACGUCAGAGCACCCGCGAAAAGAAGAUGAGCGAAGGAGGCAUGUGGCACGUUGGACGAGGCGGCGCCGGAAACUAUACCAGCGGACGACCAGCCAGCGAACGCAAGAGCUCGACCAGCUCCGAGGAUAGCAAUGGGAGCAUUCGAAGUGCGCGGAGUGGAGGAUUUCUCGAGCGCUGGACUUCGAGAAAUUCGACGAGAACGGCGUAG